GGAAAUGUGGCCCUGACUGUCCCGUUUCUUUUGUAGCCCUGAAAAUGGGGUCUGGGGAGCGCAACAUGGCAACAAAUCGCACAACAAAAAGAAUUUGUUCUGAAACAAUCUGAAGUUGUUAAGCUCUUCCCGGAGCCCUUUGGGGCCCAGGAAGACGAUGCAUCGUGGUGGGGAUAAGGACUUUCAGAUAUCAGCUCGAAAGAUGGGCACAUCCUUGCUUUUCCAGCUGUCGGCUCAUGAAAGAGAGUUGGAUUUGGUGUUCCUGGACCACAGCUAUGCCAAACCAUGGAAUGCCCACCCAGAUGCCAGCAGUGCCCGGCCCACAAGGACACUGUUUGUGACCCCUCGUCGCCAAACCGAAGCCUUGUCAGACUCGGAUUCUGUGUUAGAUGUGGAGACCGUGACAUCGACACCGGUUCCUCUUUAUGAUAAUCAGAAAGCUCUUAGUGUGAUGAGGGAGUGUGAGCGUCACGUUCUGUUUGCUCGCACGGUUGCUGAGAGUCCUCCACCCCCCGAUGACUGGGAGGAACAUGUAAACAAGACUGGAUGGUCAGUGGCCCAGAACAAACUGUUCAAUAAAGUCCUUAAAGCUCUACAAGCUGAAAGACUGGCCCGCCUGGCCAAUGAAAAUGCUUCCAAUGAGCCAAUCUUGCGGAUAGCCGUGGACAAGUGUGCCAGGAAGGUGCGACAUGCAUUAGCCAGUGUGAACUGGGAUACCAAACUGACACAAUGGUUACACACUACCAUGAUUGAAUCCUUAAGCCUUGCUAUGCUUGCUGCUUACCUGGAUGUGCUGCAGACUCUCAAAAGCAAGUUGCCGUUGCUGAUUGACAGAAUGUUGCUGACAACAGCAAAGACUGGCACUCCAAGUGCAGAGGCCCUGUCACUGCUAUUGAAACGGCCCUGGGACCCGGCUGUUGGAGUCCUGUCUCAAAACAAACCGAGCAAACUUCCUGGCUCGCCACUCAUCUUAAUUGCACCAUCAAGCCCAACCAAUCCUGCCCUCUCUACUUCAAGGCGAAUGAGAUUCUGGCAGUCGCAACUCUCUUGUUUGGGAAAGGUCAUUCCAGUGCACAGUCAUGUGAACAGCGGAGCCAAUAUUGGCAUCACACAGUGCUUAGAGCACAUGUUGGGCACCGUCAGAGCCAAGGUCAUGGAGGUUCACAGUCACUUCCCCCACAAACCCAUUAUCUUGGUUGGCUGGAACGCUGGUGCUCUUAUCGCCUGUCACGUAUCUCUUAUGGAGUAUCUGACCGCUGUAGUGUGUCUCGGCUUCCCCCUGCUAACAGUCAACGGGCCAAGAGGGGAUGUCGAUGACCCGCUGCUGGACAUGAAGACCCCAGUGUUGUUUGUGGUCGGUCAGAAUGCUCUGCAGUGUAGCAUAGAGGGCAUGGAGGAGUUCAGAGAGAAGCUGAGGGCAGAUAACAGCAGUGUGGUGGGAGGAUCAGAUGACAACCUCAGAAUCAAUUCGGCAAAGAUGAAAUCAGAGGGACUAACGCAGACCAUGGUCGACCGUUGCGUUCAGGAUGAGAUAGCUGACUUCUUGUCAGGUGUCCUGACACGGGCAGAGGGCCACGGCCAUGGCUCAGGGGAGAUGAGGGACCUGGACACAGAGAAGAAGAAAAGGCCUCGGCGGGAGCUUCCCUUUGACAUGGAGAGAGGACGACCUUCCUCGCCUGCUAGAGUUCCCAUCUCACCUUCAGGUUCAGAGGAUCUGUCUAGCGUCUGUAGUAGUCCCACUUCAAGUCCAAAACCUAAGACGUCUGGUCUCUCUCCAGCACAGAAGUCCAGUCUGAUUACAGCCACGCAGCUCCUCAAGACACACAUGCAACGCUCUGGCACAGUACUCACUCCUAAGCAGGCUCAAGUGCCAGUGACCAGUGAUCAGAUGGAGGGCCUGGACAGAGAUGAACUGAGGUCCCAUGGCAGGAGGAGGCAGGCGCCUAGUCCCACGCCAAGCAAAGCCACCAAGAGAGCCAAGAUCAAGGUCACCAUUGUUUCCCAAAGCGAGUCAGCAGGGGGCACCAUCAGCCCUGCUGCACAGGAAGUGGGUGUCUCUGGGAAGCCCUUAAGAGUGACAGUGGGACAGACUAUGGCUGGAGCCAAGGAGCUCACUGGACUUCUCACAGGCCAGCGGUCUGGUAGUCUCUCAGAGGUAUCUGGUGCCCUGUCCCCAGGCUCCUGCUCAUUCAACAGCGUGCAACCUUGCAUGGUGUCAGGGUCCUCCACACCAGUCCAGGCGCAAGCUCCGGCUACUGCCCAAGCGCCUUCCGCCAGCAGUCUACUACAAGGCCUAAGUUUCAGUCUUCAGGAGAUCAUCACCAAAGCUCCUAGCUUGCCCACCACAUCAGUCAAUACAGGCAGCACCCAGGCGGUCUGUGGCAAGCUCCAGGGUCAGGUCCUGCGCUCCGUCUGUACCAGCAACAGUACUCUGCUCCGGGCGUUGCCUGUGGUUACCACAGGAGGAGUGGCUAAAACCACCGCCAUCCACCAGUUGCUCAUUAAUGGCGGGCUGGCCAAGCUUGCCAGCAGCUUGCCCGGCUUGGCGCAGAUCACCAAUCAGACUGCUGGUAUGUCCCGAACUGCCAAAACACGACGGCCACGUUGAAUGCUCAGAGGUCAUUCAUCCUUUGUUUUGGAAACACUAGUUCAGGACGUCUGUAGGCCAGGGAGGAGGCCGCAGUAGACGACCGUAGAGGAGGACAGCUCUGCCGACGUCUGCGUGCAUGUGCGUGUGUGUAGAUGGUUUGCCUGGAAAAACUUGACUGUUAUCAGGUGGGCAGAUAUACAGCACCGGAGGGCAAAUCAGUGCCGUACAACAUGUUUUGUUUUCAUGUUAAGAGUCAUAUUGGAAAUGUAGGGUCUAAAGUUUGAGCUCCCAGCUUAUGUUUGACACAUAAUGUUUAAGUAGAAGUGGAUGCAAAUGUAAAAUAAAUAUAAAUGUAUGAAACGAUUUGAUACAGAAUUGUGAAUUAAGUUGAAACCAGUGUGAGUAUGAUUGACCAACUUUAAUAUGAUGCCUAAAAGUUGUCAGAUUUUGUUUCUCCCUUCAUGUUUGUUUGCCUCCAUGUAGUAACAUUUGUAAACUCUUCCAUCAAAUCACCUGCUUAUAAUAUCCAUAUGUUUGAAUGCUUACAGAGAUGUGGUGAAAAGCAAUAACAUGAGCACAUGGCAUUACCCAAGCUGUUUCCUGUUACAAUAAAGACUGGAAUCAAACUCA
Molecule: messenger RNA, 3220 nt
Organism: Cyclopterus lumpus (lumpfish)
Lineage: Eukaryota; Metazoa; Chordata; Actinopteri; Perciformes; Cyclopteridae
Gene: kansl3
Product: KAT8 regulatory NSL complex subunit 3
Biological process (GO): positive regulation of transcription by RNA polymerase II
Cellular component (GO): NSL complex
Source: RefSeq, a predicted model, not a curated record